Ceraceosorus bombacis is the source of this 2413-nucleotide messenger RNA. The record is from the annotation of a GenBank genome assembly. Lineage: Eukaryota; Fungi; Basidiomycota; Exobasidiomycetes; Ceraceosorales; Ceraceosoraceae.
AUGUCACAUCCUAGCAGCGAAGAGGGUACCACCCCGGGUGGAAGCUCCUUGGCCGUCCCUGCGAACGCACCAACAUCUUCUGCUGGUCUCACACCCACCUCUGCCAUGUCCACAUCUUCCCACAACUCCGCACGCUCAAAUGCCUCUUCGAAAUCGCGUGUGCCGACGCUGAGCGAGCUCGCCGCGCAGUAAGUAGCGACAGCGCUGGUUUCUUUUUGCUGGUAUUGCUCUUCAAACUGACGUUUGGGGUCCGUACACUGAUCUCGCCCAGCAUGAAGCUAGAUGCGCCCACAAGCGGCACAAGUAGCGCAUACUCUACCAAUGAUGGUGCGUCACGCGUCGCCUGGUUUAUGUUCUUUUCAGUUGCUGAUUUCUCGCACUCUCAUUCUCACACGUCAGCCGCGCCGGCGCGAGGUCGUCUUGGCCUGACCGGACGACUCAACAGCUCUUCGGCUGCUCUUGCACCUGGUGACGAUGUUCAGGACGUCCAUUCUGCAGAUGAAGGAAGCAACGAGAGAGUGCCAGCCAUGCUGGCACAUGGGGAGCCUCCAAGCAGUUCAAGUAGAUCGAGCUCGCCUACUAAGCGCCCGGCGACAGUCCGCCCUUCCGGCAGCGGGGGUAGCGCCAGAGGUUUGCCAAGCCUACAAGAGAUUAGAGAGAGAAUGAGCAAAAAGGGUCUGCAGACAGCCGGCGGUGCAGCUAGGGGAGAGACUCCGUCCGGCUCACCAACCGAAGAAGUGAGCGAGGAGACCGCGCUGGGGGUUGAUGGUCCAGCAGCAGGCGCAUCGAAGCCUGCGAAGGCGGCUGCUGUUGGAAGUGACAGCGUUUCAAAGUCAGCAGAAGCGAAAGCGAGCAGUGUCGCGGAAGACACAAAAGAUUUGAGCAAGGCAAAGGCGGAACCAUCUUCGACAAAGCCAGAGACUGAAGCGGCGAAAGCGGCGUCGAGCAAAGCAGCUCCAAAGGACCAUCCUCUGCAGCACAAAUGGUGAGUCCGGGAAAUGUGUACAAGCGAGGAAAGGCGUGCUCAGUCCCGCAGAACUGCGUCAGUCCUCUCUCUCGCCUGGUGGACCAUUGCUGACCACCGAGCCACACGUUCUGCAGGACCCUGUACUUCGACUCCAAGACCUUCAACCCAUCUUCACAAGCUAGCACGCUUGCUACAGGUCACACUGCGGACGGCCCUGGCACGCCGGGUGCAGCGCUACCUGGAGCCUCGGAGAAUCCGAUCUCGCCAUUACCGCCCACGCCAAAUACGGCCAACAUCCAGAGUUGGGAAGACACACUGAAGAUGCUCGGUGUCUACAAGACUGUGGAGGGCUUCAUGAACGUGUUUGCAACCCUCAGGCGACCCUCGCAGCUCGAGCGCAACUGCAACUAUCAUCUCUUCAAGAGCGGCAUCAAACCGAUGUGGGAAGAUCCAGCUAAUGCCUCAGGUGGCAAGUGGGUGCUGACGCUGCGUGGGACUAGCGGCGCGUUGCUUGAUCGUAGCUGGAUGUGGCUCGUCUUGGCGCUCAUAGGAGAAGAGCUAGAUGACGCCAAUCACAUCACGGGUGCUGUGGUUUCCACGCGGAGCAAAGGCGAUCGUAUUACCCUUUGGAUUCGUAACAAAGAUGAUGUCGAUCUCGUUAACAGGCUGGGCAAGAAGCUGGUGCACUUGCUUGACAUCGAGCACGAGCCAGGCGUGUCUCUAGAAUUCACGUUGAAUUCGGGCCCUGGACCUGCCAAUGCAGCUGCUCAAGCUAAUCGCUACGUCCACUUCUCGAACGCACCACCUCCGCCAAUGCCUGCAUUCUCACCAGCGGGAAAUUCUGCUGGGCCCGGAGGCUAUAAUAGAGGUCCUCCGCCGCCUGGCCAUGGGCCUCCUGGUCCUGGCCCACAGCAAGGGCCGCCAGGCAGUUAUGCACCCCCGCGAAAUGUGCCUUUUGGCGCUCCGCCACCGCCAGGUGGGCCCGGCUCUGCACAGUAUCUUUCCGGUGGCCCCCCUGCAGGCUCACCACCUUUAGGACACCCAGGCCCAGCUCUAGGUGGCAAUGCGGGAUUUGUGUUGCCGAGAAGAGGAUCAGAAACUGGCCACAUCGGACACGGCCCCGGUAACGUCGCGUCGGCAGCAAACGGUGGCGGCGGAAGCCCAAAGAAAGCGUUCGCCUCGCUGCAGCGGCACGGCGCUCCACACUCGAUGCAAGGUCCGUCUGGUGGAGUGACGAACAUUCCUGGUGGGGGUGCUGGUCUAGGACUGGGAUUGGGCGGACCGAUCGGCCGGACGCCGAGUCCUUCUCCAGCUGCCGGAGGUGCUCUCGGCACCAGUCCCAGCAACCGUACGGGCGUCUUGCACGGCAGACAACCACCUACGAUGGGGCAGCUAGGCAGCGGUGCAGGCAUUGGCCGCCAUGCUGGUCCGGCGCGCGGUGCUUGA